Heterotrigona itama is the source of this 551-nucleotide messenger RNA. The record is from the annotation of a GenBank genome assembly. Lineage: Eukaryota; Metazoa; Arthropoda; Insecta; Hymenoptera; Apidae.
AUGUUAACGCGCCAACUUGAUCGGGUGUUUACAGGACUGGUGAAGCUACGAGAGCUCGUAAGGUCGCCGAAGUCUCGAGAGAUCGAGGUUAACCUCAGGCAGGCCGACCCGGAUUCCUACAGGCAGGUUCUAUCCGAGAUGAAAAGCAAGGAAAUACGGAAUCUGAUCGUGGAUACCAGGCCGGAGCAUAUGCAUCAUUUUCUACGAAUGAUCCUGCAGCUGCAAAUGAACGACUACAAGUACCACUAUCUCUUCACAACUUUCGUAAGUACUCUCAGCGACAGAAGAGGGGUGGGGGAGGGGGACAGGGAAGCCAGAAGGAUCCCGCAGGCAGAUCUUCAGCGACGCGAGUCGAUAACCGAACCGAUCUGUCCGUUCCUGUUCCAGGAUAUCGAGACCUUCGACCUCGAGGACUUCAAGUACAAUUUCGUCAAUAUCACUGCCUUCCGUCUGGUGGACGCGGAGGAUGUCGGCGUGCGGGGCAUCCUGAGGGACAUGGAGCGAUACCAACCGUCCGGGAAUACGAUCCUCAACAAAUCGAGAGUUAUACA